Molecule: messenger RNA, 2971 nt
Organism: Danaus plexippus (monarch butterfly)
Lineage: Eukaryota; Metazoa; Arthropoda; Insecta; Lepidoptera; Nymphalidae
Product: MDS1 and EVI1 complex locus protein EVI1-A-like
Exons: 5
Coding region: 339-1622 (427 amino acids)
Biological process (GO): negative regulation of transcription by RNA polymerase II; neuron differentiation; regulation of cell cycle process
Cellular component (GO): transcription repressor complex; nucleus
Molecular function (GO): DNA-binding transcription repressor activity, RNA polymerase II-specific; RNA polymerase II cis-regulatory region sequence-specific DNA binding
Source: RefSeq, a predicted model, not a curated record
AUUCUUAGUGUGAAAUGAAAAGAAAAAAAAAUGUAUGCAAAAUAAAAUAUCGGGAGCAUCCUGUAGGAGGGUUGAUGUUGGCCCGUGCCUGAUGUUCGCACCCCGCUGCUCGCACACACCAGUCCUGCCACGACCGCGCCGGAGAGCGGACCGCUCACCCCGUGACGUUCCCAAAACAAAAAUUCAAAUUUGGAACAGCCGAAGGUUUUUAUCUAAACAUCCGACGUGCUGGGGUGAUCGCCUGAGUCAGCGGCAGAACAGACAAAAAACAAACAGUCGUGAAAAGACUCUAUAAUGUUAUUUUACGUCGAUGAAGAUACGUUUCCAUACGUUUGAACAUGGAAGCAGCGCUGCCACACUUCCAACGUUUCGCUACCUCUAGAUUCUAUCAGCAGUACACCGCACCACCCGUUCGCAUCUCCAGCAACUACCUCCACGAUCUUAUUCCCCAACAGCAUCCGACCCUUCUCCAGCAAUAUCUUGCGUACUAUAAUGAACCCUUAGUACCACUUGACUUAUCACUCAAAUCCACUGCACCCAUAACGCCUCCAUGCACCCCACCGCCCCCCACUAAAAGAAAACCUGCCGAUGAAAACAAAAAUGAUAAACCACCGAAAAUAUUCAGAACGUUUGAAGAAACUGACAGCAAUAGUCAUUACGAAUCAAAUGAUAAGAGUCAGAAAAGGAAAUUUGAUGAUGAAGUAUCCAACGACAGCGACAGCCCUGAAGCCAAGAAGCUCAAAUUCACCAAGCAGUUUUUUGAGGAGCUUCGUAGUUGUUUGCCCAACGAAACAAGCAGUAACAAGAGCGAAAGAAGUUCCCCUGACAUAGUGGAGAUCAGGGACGUCGAAGAGAGACCAAAGAAAUCACCUAAACCCCCACAGCCUGUAAAGAAAAGCAAAGUCGUGAGGCGUCUUAUGUUCGACGAAGACAAAACAUCACCAGUGUCGGGAACUAUCAUCAGAGAUCUCGCUGAGGACGAGACUUUAGUAGUACGGAAGGGUGACAUCGAUCCAGCCUUCAAUGUGGUCGAGGUGACAGAGGAAGCGAAGGCUCUCAUUGCUACGAUUGAGAACAAAUUAGGACGUUACAUAUGCAGACUGUGUCGACGACUGUACAGCGACGCGUUCGCGCUAGCACAGCAUCGCUGUUCCCGGAUAGUUCAUAUUGAGUACAGAUGUCCUGAAUGUGAUAAGGUCUUCAAUUGUCCUGCAAAUCUGGCGUCCCAUCGCCGCUGGCAUAAACCGAGGGUGCCCGGUGCUAACAAGCGACGUGAAGUUCCAUCGUCUGAUGUAGGUCGUUUCUCGUGUCAGCAUUGCGGCAAGAUGUUCCGACGGCAGGCUUAUCUGAAGAAACAUCUGAUCGCCCACGAACAGCCUGAAGCAGAAGUAGAAAAAGAACCGUCAGCUUUCCGCCAGGUCCACGUGGAAUAUCCGACGUACCAAGCGGAGCCCUUAAUGGACAACAAUUUCAAUACCUUCUGGAACAAAAUACCAGUUCCGACGGAACAGAGCUGGGAGGACGUGCCAGUGAGAAGCCACUCAAACUGCUCCUCUGAGGAUUCCCGCAGCUUGGAUGUCACGGGAUCCGAGGAUGAGGGGGGAGGUAGUGGCGAUGGGUGACGUCAUGUCCUGCGGCCGGUGCCGCGUUUCCCAUACACAAUGACGCACACUCUGUAUCCAUAUUCAGCUUACAACCACGACAGCUCCCUCUUCUUCACAUAAAGCCUAUUAUCACAUGGACUUGAAAAACUAGAUGCCUAUUAGUAAAUUUCGAUCAAAUUCUAUCUCUAAGUUUAGUGUAUAUGUUAAGUAAAUCAUUGUACAUAUGAUCUUCUACAGCAACAUUCCAAAAUCACACGUCACGAUGUCAAACAUCCGACGCGUAGCUAGUUAGACGUUUUCAAUGUUAGUUGUAUAUAGCCUGGUAUUAGAUUAAUUAUUUAUAUUAAUAUUAAAUAUAAUAUAUCACUUUAUUUAAUACAAUUAUUAUUAAGUGAUAGUCGUAUAAAUCAUGACAUCGGAGACGAUUUCUUGGCAUGAGGCAUUUCGAUCGGUGAGUUGAAGGGUCACCGCAUCGAUCCGACCUGACCAUAUUUUUAGAUGCACCGCUAGCUGUCUCAUAAUUCUUUCACUGCAUAGGAAUUGAGUCAACUUUGUUUGUUAACUUACAUAAAUCUAUUCCAUAUAUUACAAUAACUUUAGAUAUUUUACAAUCUUUAAUUAUUUUUUUUUGUUUUCAAUUCUAGUCAUUUUAUUUAACAUAUAAGAUCUGUUUACUUUAAAAAAACAUUGAAUAUUUUUAUUUACAUUAUAUUAUUUUUGAUAAUUAAAUUAAAUUUACUGUUUCCUAGUCACUUUUAUAUGAUAAAAUAGUUUUAAGAUUCUAGGCUCGUUUACCUAAUCUAGUCCAAUUAAUCAAGUUUACUAGUCAUAUUUUUCUGCUAGUCAAAAUUAUUUUAUAGUAGGUAUAUCGUAAAAGUAUCACGCAACAUUAAUUAAUGUUUACCUUUUUUCUUUAUUAUCUAGUCAUUGCUUUGAUCUCAAAAAUAAUUUUAUUUGAGAAAGGUUCUAGUCUUUGAUAUUUUUACCAAAUAAACUAGUCAAAAAUUUAAUAGCACUACAUUAAUGUUUUAUUCGAACAAGUGAAAUUAUUUUACCAGUCAUAAUUAUUAGUUUACUAUUAGUUUUACAAAGAACCAAGUGUUGAGGAUUGUAUUACUAUCAAAGGCAUAUUUCUUUGAACUGUUGGGGAAAACCGUGGAAAGAAAGUCUUAUAGAAUGGUAAUCCUGACCUUAGACAUCCAAAAUAAUCUAGUCAUUUGAUGUUUAUAUAUAUAAUAUCAUUAACAAAUAGAAUCUCAAUCUACAAGUAAAUUAAAUUUAGCCGAAACAUCACACUAUAUUCGUUUUCUUAACAAAACAAAUGAUACAAUCAUCUAACUUAGAAAUAUGUAUAGUACAAUAACGAU